Messenger RNA from Brassicogethes aeneus, 1977 nucleotides. NCBI's taxonomy places the organism in Eukaryota, Metazoa, Arthropoda, Insecta, Coleoptera, Nitidulidae. The record is from the annotation of a GenBank genome assembly.
AUGGGUUGCUGCGAUUCGAAGGAAAAGGAGCCGGAGGAAAAUGGGGAACGGAAAUGCACUGAUGUUUUCUGGCUUUGCCUUUAUAUUUUAUUUUGGUGCUUAAUGGUGAUAAUUGCGGCGUUUUCUUUCGUGUACGGAAAUCCUCUCAGAGUUAUAAAUGGAUAUGACUCGUUUGGUAAUAUUUGUGGAACAAAAAACAAACCCAUUGGAAAUUUGGAAUUGUCAGGCUAUGAUACAACAGAUAGGCCCUAUUUGUUGUUUUAUAAUAUCCAGGAGCUCAAAGAUAGCUUAAAAAUAUGCGUAAAACAAUGCCCUAAAGAAACUUUGAGAAGUAUGAAUGAUGUGGCUGCAUACAACAGAAAAGGCAUAGGUUUAUGCAAAUAUAACUUUAAUUACAAUGAUUUAAGCAAUAAUGCAAGGGAUAAUAGUGUACUGAGCAGUUCAUUUGGGCCUUGUCCUGUUUUACCAAUUUAUGAUAGUAUUCCAGUAUUAAAUCGAUGUGUUCCAAAACCAGUAAAAGAAGUAGGGGAAUCAGUUUUACACAGUUUUUAUAGUCUUUUAAACAGUUGGGACGCUCUAGAACAAAUUUUAGGAGAUUUAUACAAAACAUGGAAAGAAAUAAUAGCUUUGACAUGCCUUUCUUUGGUUAUUUCGCUCUUAACUAUACUGAUUUUGCAUUGCAUGGCACAUAUUGUUUCCUAUAUAAUUAUGAUAGGAUUUUCCAUAGCCAGUAUUGGAGGUACUGGAUUUCUAUGGUACACAUAUUUUGAUUUAAAACAUAAUUUAGACAAAACCAAUGAAAAUAUGCUCCUGUUAGAAUCUGCUAGAAAUGAGACUGCAUUUUUUUGGUACUCAAUUGUAGCUACUGUAAUAACGGUGAUCAUACUUUUGAUUGUGAUUUUUAUGAGAAAACAAGUCGAUUUUUUGGCUAAUUUAUUCAAAGAAACAACCAAAUGCGUCAUGCAUUUACCCGGACUUUUUUUCCAGCCACUUAUUACUUUUGUUAUUUUGGGACUAUUUUUCCUUCUUUGGAUUUUUGUUGUGCUAUGCUUGGCUACUGCUUAUUACCCAGGCCGUACCGGUAUUUCCCCAACAGCUAGUGGGGGCCAUAUGGUGGCAACUCCAGCAACUGCUAAUAUCCAACCAGUUAACAUGACUUACACAGAAAAAAUUAAACUCACUGUAGUCGAAUAUGUAGAGCCAUCGUGGGUCAAAGGUAUGUGGUGGAUCUAUUUUAUCGGCCUAAUAUGGACUUCCGAAUUUAUAAUGGCGUGCCAGCAAAUGGUAAUUGCUGGCGCAGUCGCACACUGGUACUACAGGCACAAAUACAAGGAUAACUCGCAUUUAAGCUAUGCCAUUUGUAAACUCAUCAAGUAUCAUUUGGGAUCAGUUGCAUUGGGAUCUCUUAUUAUUACUGCUGUCAAGAUACCCAGAUUAAUACUUAUGUAUAUCCAUGAAAGAUUAAAGCGAAACAAAGACAAGGGGAGCGAAUGCGCCUCAUGCGGCCUAAAAUGCUGUAUUUGCUGUUUCUACUGCCUGGAAAAAUUCUUAAGAUAUCUCAACCACAACGCCUACACAGUCAUCGCUAUAGACGGUUCGAAUUUCUGCAAAGCCGCUGGAACAGCUUUCGAAGUGUUGACGUCGCACGCCAUUCAAGUGGCCACCAUUAACGGUUUGGGCGAUUUUAUUCUGUUUUUGGGGAAAUGUUUUGUGACGGCCGUCACAGGGUGCGCUGGCUUGGCUUGGUUCAGAAGAAACGCAGAGUUGCACUUUUAUGCCGCUCCGACGUUGUUGGUCUGCGUUUUUGCGUUCUUUGUCGCUCAUUGCGUCCUCUCACUCUACGAGAUGGUGCUUGAUACAGUAUAUUUAUGCAUGUGUCAAUCAGGGGAAGCCCCUGAUGGCAUUCAAAUGCAAAAUUUGGGUGUUACCAACAAUGGCAACACAAAUAAUACCAAUGAAUUGGAGCCGAUGAAUUAA